CUCCUGCGGCCGAGCCUUUGGGCGGCUAUGUAUAGAGAUGGAGCUCAUCCUCUUCCAGCUGCCCAAUUCCAACACAGCUCUCUUUGACUGCCAUUGCUAGGUUCUCCCCUGUUCCUCUUCCUCUUCUCACAACUCGGACACCUGCUUCACAGCUUCAGCAACUGCAGAGAUGGAGGCGCAGGACGACUGCAAGUGGCGCCAGAUUCCGGCGUUCGGCGACUGGAACCUGUGGGACGACAUGCCAGUCACCCAAUACUUCCAGGCAGGGCCCUUCUUCUUCACAGCACCGGUGGACAAAGACGACGAGGACCUCUUCAAGGUGCCCCAGUUCCCUGCCAAGCCCUACAGCUACAAGAAGUGUGUCGUGCGAGUGAAGGGAGAGAAAGCCAACGCUGUGCCGGCGAGGAAGAAGGGAGGCAGGAGGCAGUAUGUGAACGAGCAGCAGAAGUGGAAGCCGAAGGGAGCAGUGGACGAGGACCUGUACAAGAUCUCUCCGCAGCUUCUCUGCAAGAAGAAGCUACUGAGGAAUUUGCUGGGAGGGUGCCUGGGCCUGAGCUGCAUCGCCUGAGUGAGGCGAAGCUUAAUAAGUUUAUGAGGGAUUUGGUUGCUUCUCUAGAGAGCUGUAUAGUGUCUAUGCUAAUAUGGAAUUUAUGGAAACUUACUACUGCUUUGCACUCGUUUGAAUGUAACACUUGCAGUCCAUCUUUCCUGGUGCUGCUUUAGUA
Setaria italica (foxtail millet) is the source of this 725-nucleotide messenger RNA. RefSeq lists its product as uncharacterized. The record is from RefSeq and is a predicted model, not a curated record. The transcript is spliced from 4 exons. Lineage: Eukaryota; Viridiplantae; Streptophyta; Magnoliopsida; Poales; Poaceae. The coding region runs from base 170 to 568 and encodes 132 amino acids.